Manduca sexta (tobacco hornworm) is the source of this 3022-nucleotide messenger RNA. It is a transcript of the gene ss, whose product is annotated as aryl hydrocarbon receptor. Lineage: Eukaryota; Metazoa; Arthropoda; Insecta; Lepidoptera; Sphingidae. The record is from RefSeq and is a predicted model, not a curated record. Gene Ontology annotation, biological process: regulation of transcription by RNA polymerase II. Gene Ontology annotation, cellular component: aryl hydrocarbon receptor complex; nucleus. Gene Ontology annotation, molecular function: nuclear receptor activity; protein binding; transcription cis-regulatory region binding.
CAUGCACAAAGAUAAGGAGGACAUCCACGGACAUCGGCGGGAGCAUUCCCCGUACGACCACGCGAUGCCCGACGGAGAAAUGUUCCUGCAGGCACUCAACGGUUUCCUGAUGAUCCUCACGUGCGAGGGUGAAGUGUUCUUCGCCACGCACUCCAUCGAGAGCUACUUAGGCUUCCAUCAGUCAGACAUCGUCCAUCAGUCAGUAUACGAGCUGGUGCAUUCUGAAGAUCGCGAGGAGUUGCAGCGCCAGAUCCUGUGGAACUCGUUCCUGCCGCCUGAAGUCAGUAACCUGAGCCUGCAGGAUGUCCUGCGGCCGGAGCGAGCGCACCUACUGGAGCGGAGCUUCACUGUUAGGUUUAGAUGCUUGCUGGAUAACACUUCAGGGUUUUUGCGACUUGACAUCCGAGGCCGCAUCAAAAUCCUCCACGGGCAGAAUAAGAAGACCGAGGAACCUCCCUUAGCGUUGUUCGCGAUCUGCGCGCCCUUCGGACCUCCGAGCCUCCUCGAAAUCCCUCAGAAGGAGGUCAUGUUCAAGAGCAAACACAAACUCGAUCUCUCUCUAGUCUCCAUGGACCAAAGGGGUAAAAUGCUAUUGGGUUACACGGACGCCGAGCUGGCCAAUAUGGGCGGGUACGACUUGGUACACUACGACGAUUUGGCGUACGUUGCGAGCGCUCAUCAAGAAUUGUUAAAAACAGGUGCUUCCGGGAUGAUCGCAUAUCGCUUCCAGACGAAGGACGGGCAGUGGCAGUGGCUGCAGACCUCCUCUCGGCUCGUCUACAAGAACUCCAAGCCUGACUUCGUUAUUAGUACUCAUCGGCCGCUUAUGGAGGAGGAAGGCCGAGAUUUGCUCGGAAAAAGAACGAUGGACUUCAAAGUGAGCUACCUCGACACUGGCUUAACCAGCCUCUACUUCGAAACGGAACAGCUCUCUGGCUGCGAGACCACCGUCACUACUCCCCCCCGCGCGGCGCGACGGUACAAGACCCAGCUCCGGGACUUCCUCUCCACCUGCAGGAACAAGCGCCGAGUGCCAACCACCCCUGCACCUCCCCCAGUGGACUACCUCGCAGCCGAUGCUGUCGCUGCAGCCUACACUAACCUCAACGGGGCCUACACAGCCUCCUAUGGAGAGUCCCCCAGCCCCUAUCCAUUAUGCCCUCCGUUAGACGACAGAUUCCUUACAGCAGACAACCUUUUCCAUCAAUAUAAACCUUUAUCCUACCAUUAUACUCCGUACGCACCAAAUGGCUUCCUUGAACCAGCGCCUCCGCCUGGGUACGAAGUGGCUCCGACGUACCACAGGCCUCCGUCGCGAGAGUACACGUAUAUAGACAGUAGUGGAAGGUAUAUGAGUCCAGUGGCUGGUCAGGAGCGGAGGUCGCCGAGUGUGGUCCCAGGGCCGAGUCCUGCCGGCUCCAGCGGGUCGGCGGAGCAGGACAGGAUGCAGCAGAACCAGACGACGGAGAUGCCGCGGCAGACGGUGCUCAUGUGGGGCGCUGGUGGUACGGCUCAAGAGGUCCCCGUGGAGUACUCCCCCCCACAGGUUUGGAGAUACCACCCUUCGCACUACCACACCGCUGAGGCGACCCAGUGAAAGCUUGUGCAAUUUUUAGUUCGGUUAGUUUACAAGCUCAAAUCCGGCGUUCUGUAACGUUUCCGCGUCUUGGAUUAUUUUCUAUACGUCCUUUGUAAAUGAAAACUUUGUUACCAGUUUUAAUUUUCUUAAUUUUAUCCUAACGAUACCUCGCUCUGUUGGAUAGUUGUACGUAGGCUGUUUACGAGCAGAUCUUGGUCUUUCAGACUUAAACAGGGUCUUUCCAAUAUCAUUGUAGAUAAUUUUUUAAUUGUAUAUUUAUAAAGAAUUCUAUCCAAAUAUAUUAAAUAGUAGUCCAUUUUAAUUGUAAGUUAUUUUAGACACAACGCAACGCUAAGGAGCCAAUUGCAUUGUGUAGGUCGGCAAUUUUGUUUACCUUUUUAUAAUUGGUGACGAAAGCAUAGCAGUGAACAUAGCUAAGACGCCUUUCUACAAUUGUUUAUGCUAAUAGAAAACAAAAGAAUGACAUAUAUCUUAGCGACAGACUUAUCAGUAAUUCAAAAAAGGAAUGAAAUACUAACAAAAAAUUAUAGUCUAAAUAUCAGCACUAAGAAAUUUUUGUUACUGCCUUAGUAGACAAACGAGCAAGCAAUCCGCAUGAUGGUAAGCAGCAUUAGCUGCCUUUAGCAAUGCUAGAGGUACAGCCAAGCUAUAUUUUUAAUUAUCCAGUUCAAAACAACUUAAAUAAAAAAAAAAAAAAAAAAUUGUUGGCCGAACAUUGUAUAUUGGCUGUCACACACUAGCGCUUAGAAUAUUGUAAAUAAUUAUUAUAGUGAAUGCCUGAGCUUUGUGUCGACAUUUAUAAAAUAAGACAUUUCCAAAACAAGUGUUUAUCACUGCCUAAUGAAUAUGGAACGAAUCAUUUCAGCUUAAGAUAUCUUUUACUUUUAUGUACACCAGGAUACAGCAGGAAUUUUUGUGAAAACAUGUUCAAAUCAUAAAUAUUUUUUCUUUUCAAAUAAAAACUUAUAAACAUUGUACAUGCUUUGAUAAAGACCUUUAUUUCACACCUCAGUUGUCUAUAUAAAUUCUUAUUAGUGUCAUUGCAUUGGGAAAAUCUAUCAGUUUAAAAUAUUAUCAAAAUCUCCGCACAUAUCUAUGAAACAUAUCGAGCACGCAAAGCAAAAUUUUGAUAAAAGCACAUUCUUUUGAUUGUAAAAUUAAUAAUGGAUACUGAAUGUUAAACAAGUAUUACUGAUACAAAAAUAUAAUUAAAUUUGAAGUUGAAUGUUAUUAUUAUUCAACCAACCUUGCCUUCCAAGUUGGCACUGUUUGCAAAAUUUGUUGCCUAAAUACACUGCGAUGGUUGGUCGAACGGUUGGACAGUGUAUGCGUACCAUUACUUUUACACAGAAAAAUAUUAUUUGCGUUUCCUAUAAUAGGGGUAUUACACGGUAGAAAUGUGUUUCCUUGAAUAUAUGUCAA